This is a messenger RNA of Linum trigynum, 3245 nucleotides long. The record is from the annotation of a GenBank genome assembly. NCBI's taxonomy places the organism in Eukaryota, Viridiplantae, Streptophyta, Magnoliopsida, Malpighiales, Linaceae.
CCGUAUUUACAUUGUUUAAUCGGCUCAGAGCCUCAGACCCAAAUAAUUACUUGCCGUGCUCGCUGAAAAUUCGAGGGAUUUAGGGACUUUCCCACCAAAAGAGGAGGAGAUUAGGGAUUUCGGCCUCUUCACUCCCUGCAUCUCCGGCGUCCCAAGCUAGUAUAUUACUACUCUCCGGCGGUGUUAUCUUUCUGACCGCCAUGGCGACCGAGAACAACUCCUCGGCUUCGGAUGUGCCGGUAGGCGUCUCCAUGAAACUACAGAUCCUUUCAGAAAUAAGCACACUCGGGGACGAUCUCCUAAUAGAAAUUCUGAUUCGCCUCCCCAGCCCUAAAUUCGCCUGCCGAAUCAGUACCGUCUGCAAGCGGUGGAGUUCCCUGAUCUCGAGUCCUCGAUUCAAUCGCAGUUUCGUUUCUCACCACGAGAGCAUCAACGAACUGCACCCACCUCUGGUACUUUCCUCAGAAGACCAGCAAUCGAUCAUCCAGGGGUUUGUCCCUAUGCCUAGUGUAGAUCAUGAGCUGCGUUUCGCAGUUCUGGAUUCCUUCCAGGACUUGCUUCUAUGUGGGUUUCAGAUGCCAGAAGACCUUGAUGACGAAUUCCGCAGGUCGUACUUCGUCUGCAAUCCGUUUACGAAGCAAUGGAUCGCCCUUCCUCUGGCGCCUUGCCGGCCGACGAGGUGUUCGGGAUUGGUCGCAAGGUUAGUUUGUGAACCCCGAAAUUUAUAUAAUCUUGAUCUAGGAGAUGGCCGAGCAGGAUCUGUUGUUUAUUCUGAGUAUCGAUUCCGGGUUGUGUGUUUAUAUCGACAUAUGAACAAGUCUAACUCUUGUACAAAACUAGACGUGUUUUGUUCCGAGUCAGGAGAAUGGAACAAGGAUCCUGUUGUUGUCAAUACCCAUUUUUUCUGCGACAGAAAGAAUGUAGUUUCCUGUAAUGGAGAGUUAUUUUGGGUGGAUAUUGCUAUACGAGGUGAUAUUGGGCGUCAUUUUAUGAUUGCCGUGUUUAAUCCUUUCUGCCCAGAUAUACCUCCGUCUUGUAUAGAUGCUCCUCAACUCCUGAAACCGUGGUGGGAUAUUUCGGUAUCACAGGGUGCUUUGCACGUAUCUGCGUUCAACAGCGAACCCGAAGAUGGUGAUUCAAGAAUUGCCUCAAGUGUUUGGAGAUUGGACGAUGACCAUAAAUCUUUUAGCCUAGUAUGUGAAGAGAAGCCGGAAAUUGUCUUCUUCCAUUAUCUUGAUGUGAAGGGAGCUAUCUUGUCCUGUGAUUUGAGAAGGGGAGACCUAGAGUUCCACUCUGAACUUAGAGUACUACUUUCACCCCGUUGGACAUUAUUCCAUCCUACCAUUUCUUGUUGGCCUAUUCCAAUUCCAAGGUACGAAGAAUUGCGAGUUAUCUAUGAUGGAAGCUAUAGCUGUUGGGUUCAGAGCAGCAAACCAACAACUCCCGCAAUAACUGGACCAACAACUCCUGCAAUAGCUGAAGAACGUCAACCAAUUCACGUAUUCAUCACAAGGCUCGUGUCCUAAGCCGGGUGAUGGUGCUACAAGGAAUUUAUGUAUCAAUUAAAGGGCAAAGGGUGAAGCUCUCCACUGGUGUGAUAGGUGUUCAUGCACACCAGCCUAUUUAAAGUAGUUGAAUUCCUAAGUUAUCAUGCAUAUAGGUGCAACAGAUGAAUUUGGUUCGUGGUUGUAUUGAUAGAUUGGUUGAAACAAUAAUCUGGGUGGAUUCUCGGAUUGAAAGUGCAGCUCCCACUCCCAGCCUCCAUGUGUCCCUUCCCUUCCGAAGCAGACGCUUUUCAGAUGAGAUCUCUAGUUAUUUGAUAGUAAUGAUCUGUUGUUUCCUGCUUUUACCUCUGUAGAAGUAUUUAUUGUUUACGCUCAAUCUUUAAUUUCAGUAUGAAUAGCAAUGGUUUGCACGCCAUGGUAUUGGUUGUUGAGUAUUGAUUUUCAUGUACUAGUAUAGAUUGUUCAUACUGGUAUUGGUUGUCGUUUAUUGGUAUUAAUUUCUUGUACUUAUAUUGGUUGUCAUGUUAUGGUAAUACUGAUUUUCCUGUUUUUCUUUUUCUAAUGGUAUUGGUUGUUGAGUAUUGAUUUUCAUAUACUAUAUACUAGUAUAGAUGGUUCGUAGUGGUAUUGGUUGUCGUUUGUUGGUAUAAAUUUUGUGUACUAAUAUUGGUUGUCGUGUACUGGUAUAGUAUUGCUUUUCUUGUAUCUACACAUAAUAUAAUACACCGAAGGGAAAAACGGGAGCCCCAUUUCAAAUUUCCUGCAACGAGAGUGAAAGUAGGAAGGACAUUUUGGUCUUCACAGUUACUUUUUUUUAUUCAUUAAAAAGACACGUACUGGGAUUCAAACCAUGACCAUUUUAAAGAAAAACAAGGAUCACAACCAAUCACACUAAGUACAUUUGUUAUAUCUUUUUAAAUUAAAAACAUAUAAUAGCAUGGAGGAAAAAACCCUUCCCCCAUUUCAAAUUCCCUACAACAGGAGCGUUCACAUUUCAAAUUCCCUGCUCCAUGAGCGUUUGUAGGAAGGGUAAAAUAGGGAGUGUCAAUUUUUUUUCUUUCAUUUGCGGAACGGGCCAACUUACACAGUUAAUUCUAAGUAUCUCUAGGUGUAUUCUUUUAUAUCCUACAUAUGAGGGCGACCAAGUAUCACAACAUUUCGCUCCAUCCAUCCUGUACAUUGUCCCUUUGGUGCCAUGUUGGCCGUACACAUGCGGAUUUGAAGGGGUCCAGGAGUGUCAAUUUUUUUUUAAGCCCUUUUAUUUCUCCGUGGUGAUAAAAUAUAUAUGAAAAGGAAAAAAUAAUACUUCUUUUUAUUGCUAAACAUAAAAAAUUUAACAAUAAACUAAUGCAUGGUAUCUAACAGGCUAACCGCUAACCAUAAAAUAAAAGAGUUGAAUGGGCCUGACCUACACGGGAUUUGGCCAUCAAGUAAAACAAAUGAACAUCAUUGGUUUGACAUUCUAAAACAAACUAUUUUCUCUGGCAUAAUAUAUAUUAUGCGAUUAUUUUAUAUCUUAGUGGCUAAAAUAUAAUGUAUUUUAAAGUUAUUCAAUGGUUCAACCUCGACCAACCCAAUUAUUCCAAUUUUUAUCAUUUCAAAUAUAUAUUAUAUAAUUAUUUGAUAUCAUAAUGAUCAAAUUAUAGUGUAUUUUAUAGGGAAUCGUUUGAUAUUUGUUAGUAAAAAACUAAACAGAAAGAUCAAUUUGGUUAUUUUAAACAUUAAAAUGAUCCUAAAUAU